Messenger RNA from Rhinocladiella mackenziei CBS 650.93, 666 nucleotides. RefSeq lists its product as uncharacterized. Lineage: Eukaryota; Fungi; Ascomycota; Eurotiomycetes; Chaetothyriales; Herpotrichiellaceae. Gene Ontology annotation, biological process: glutathione metabolic process. The transcript is spliced from 2 exons. Gene Ontology annotation, molecular function: glutathione transferase activity; glutathione peroxidase activity. The record is from RefSeq and is a predicted model, not a curated record. Gene Ontology annotation, cellular component: mitochondrion; peroxisome. Bases 1 to 666 code for a protein of 221 amino acids.
AUGGCUGGACCCAAGAUCACGCUCUACGUCGAUAUCGUUAGUCCAUUUGCGUAUUUGGGGUAUUACAUGCUACGGAACUCUCCCGUCUUCCGGCCCGUGCAAGUCACUUAUGUUCCCAUUCUCUUGGGCGGGUUGAUGAAAGCCUGCGGCAACCGCGCCCCCAUCGAAAUCCGCAACAAAAACAAAUGGAUCUCUCUAGAACGCACCCGCUGGGCCCGCCAAUUCAACAUCCCUAUGUCCGCCGACUUUCCUUCUGGUUUUCCAAAGCCCACACUACACGUCCAACGCUUCCUCACAGCAUUGGACAUGUCUCGUCCCGACCUGGUGACGCCGGCGCUCGAUACACUGUAUGCGGCGCUCUGGACCGAGCCCAAUGAGGCCAACCUCCCCGAUCCGAAAGUCUUUGGACCGAUUCUUGCCAAGGUCCUGGGAGAAGAGGUGGUGAAGGAGAACAUGGCGGCGAUGAACACGCCGGAGGUCAAGAACCAGUUGGCCAAGAAUACCGAUAAAGCAAUGGAGGAUGGGGCGUUUGGAUUGCCGUGGUUUCACUGCGAGGAUGCGCAGGGGAAUGUGGAGGGGUUCUGGGGCUUUGAUCAUCUGGGCCAGGUGGUGAGGUUUUUGGGGCUGGAUAAAGAUGGGAAGGGAGAGAUUAGGGCACUAUUGUGA